Molecule: messenger RNA, 805 nt
Organism: Schistocerca cancellata (South American locust)
Lineage: Eukaryota; Metazoa; Arthropoda; Insecta; Orthoptera; Acrididae
Product: fatty acid-binding protein, muscle-like
Exons: 4
Coding region: 130-606 (158 amino acids)
Molecular function (GO): lipid binding
Source: RefSeq, a predicted model, not a curated record
CUCGAUGUCGACAGCCAAGAGAACAUGGAGGACUUCUACUAUGAGUUCGAGAAGUAAGGCAGCUACACAGCUAUAUAUUCAGGUGCAGCUCCGUGCAACUUGUUAACAUCCAUUGUUCACGUGUCCAUCAUGACUCUUGGUUCAGCCGUAGAAUCUGCCAGCGACGUCGUCUCCAACCGAAAAUCGAUGAAACAGUUCUCUGGAAUAGUAUAUAAACUUGACGUUGACACUCAAGAGAACGUGGAAGACUUCAUCUACGAAAUGGGCAUCCACGACCUGGAGGCGAUCCGGAACGCGGUGACGCUGGACUCGACGUUCAUGCUGACGGUGGAGGGCGACCGCUUCACGCAGACCUCGCAGACGGGCGACUGGAAGGAGUCCUUCUCGUACCGGCUGGGCGAGCCCUUCGACCAAGUGGCGUACAACGGUGUCAAGAUCCGCAGCGUCAUCACGGCAGUCGGCCCUACGACGCACUGUCACGUCCAGGACUACGCGGACGGCUUGCAGAUGAAAAUAGAGAAGUGCUUCAGCCCCGAGAAGCUCGUCCUGACUCUCACCCUCAAGGAUAUCGUCGCAAGGAGAGAAUACCUCGCUGUAAAUAAGUGACAUCCAGUUACUACAAUCUCAAGAACCCCUUGAAAUUGAAUUUUCUUGAAGACAUUUUAAGUUUUAAAAGCAGUAGACCUGAGUUCUCCAACACGGCUACUAUGACGUGGCGUGGUGUGAUUUGCUCACAAAGUCAGUGCGAUCUGUGCAAUGUGAUUGCAUCUCAACGUCUGUUGUUGUUAUGGGCUACACUAAGAAU